Molecule: messenger RNA, 4669 nt
Organism: Sinocyclocheilus rhinocerous
Lineage: Eukaryota; Metazoa; Chordata; Actinopteri; Cypriniformes; Cyprinidae
Gene: lrmp
Product: lymphoid-restricted membrane protein
Cellular component (GO): endoplasmic reticulum membrane
Source: RefSeq, a predicted model, not a curated record
AAAAGAGAGGUCCAAGGUCACAUUUUGGAGCCAUGGAGGUCAAAAUACGCUAUGGAACAAGGAAUCUACCAUGAGUCUACUCAAAAGAAACUAAGACUCAACUAAGCUUGUAUAGCCACUCAAAAUGCUUUUUCAUUAUGCUAUGAAUUUUAGAAACAGUAUGUGGACACUGAAACGACCAUAAGACCAUAAGAAAAGUGGAUUUAUCAGAGAAAGAAUCAAGUUUUGACUGAGGAGAGUUUCUAAUUGUCUGGUGUAUCUAUCAAACAUCAGAAUGAUGCCAUUGGACAUUUCGCUAAAGAUCGAGGCUUUCCCUCUUUGUUCGCUCCAACAUGGAUGUCGGAGUGACCCCGAGACGGCACAACCCAGUGGACAGCAUCUGCCGCAAGCUGCAGACCAUCCAGCGGCGAGAUCAAGAGGUUAACUCGCUCUUUCAGAUCCCAAAAUUCCAGUCCAGCAGCUACGACAGCCCUCGCUCGGGUCUGCACGUCAACCUGGAGGCCAUCCUGAAGAAGCGUACCGUCCGAACUGACGGAGGCUCUGACCGCAAUUCCUCUGAGAGCAUGUUCACCCCCACAGCUUCCCCGGGACCGGGGUCUGUCCCCAACACCCCUCGUGCUCCAAUCACACCUGGCAAUGCCACCUAUACCACCACCAGCAUGCUGGGCAUGUUAGGGGAGAGGAGAAAUACAACAACGUACAGUCGGCCGUUUCGGCGUAACUGCUCCACCCCAGCAGCCCAGACUGGGGACAAUUACUUUAACUUUACCCCACGCUACUCCACACAAAACCUGCUGGAGGGGCCUGACACAGAGGUGAAGACCUCAAAGAUCCCAGCUCCUGGCUUGUUUUCGUAUAACCUGAACUUCUCCUCAGAUAUUUCUAACAUGGACACUGAACUCGCCUACCCGGCUCUCGUGGUCAAGAGACUUUCACUGGGCGAGGGAUCUCUGUUUCCCUCCGAGCCCAAGAAGGAGAACAUGGCUGAGGUCAGUCUGAUUUGUGAGGAAGACCUGUUGGACACUAUUUUUCAGGCCUGUGACACACAGUGCAGAGGUAAAGUUUAUGUAUCGCACAUUGUGGACUUCUUGAGACACACCACUUGCCGCAGUUCAGAGGACAGCGGCCUAGAGGAGCUCUGCAAUAUGCUGGACCCAGAGCACAAGGACAUCUCCAUAGACCUGGACACGUACCAUGCCAUCAUGAAGGAGUGGAUCGAUGAUUGCCGCAACCAGGGGAAGGACUCAAAGAAUGACACCCAACAGGAAUCAUUCAAACUACGGGACAGUUUAUUGGCAAGAAGAUCCGCUCUACUAAAUAUGACCUCAGGUAGUCUUGAAGCAUUCGGAGGGGAAGCCUCCAGAGCUGACCUGGAGACAUCAGAUCUGGUCUUCUGUGUGGCAGAUCUGCAGCUAAAUAACCUAAAGCUGCAGGAGGAAGUUCGUAAACUGAAGCAGGCAGUGGAAAACAUGGAAGACACCAACCAGAAACUCAUCGAGGAAAAUGAAGAGCUCAAAGCACAAGCUAAAAUGGGGCAGCAGUUAUUACAGAAGGAGAAGAUGCUUAAAGAGGAAGUUGAGGAGAUGAAGCUGAGCCUGACCUCUUCAGAAGAGGGUCGAGCUCAGGCCUCAGCUCAAAGAAAGCAGAUGGAACGGGAAAACCAGAGUCUUGUAUCCAAAAUUGCUGCACUACAAGAGGAGAACAUGAAAGUCACACUGGAGGCAGAAGAGCUUCAGAAAAAGAUCAGUGACCUCCGUGACCUUAAUGCUGACCUUCAGGUCCAAGUUCAUUCAUUUGAUGCCAUUCUGGCUGACAAGGAGUCGAUAAUUCAGGAGAAAAAUAAACAGAUAGAUGAACUGAAGGUGGCCAUUGUGGAGUAUUCCUCAGUUACAGAGCUGUUGAGAGCGGACAAGAACAAACUGGAGAGUCAAAUGCAGAUGAUGCAGCCUGAUAUGACAAUACCAGGUCUCUCUCUUUCUGUGGCCUACAGACUAAAUCAGAUGAGUUCAGGCUCUCUUCAGACAGAGUUGGCACUGGCACAGAAUCCCCUGGAGGGUUUGGAGCAUCUGUCCUCCUCUGUUUGUUUUGCAUCUUCUCUGGAUGUGACUCUAGAUCGUGAAGUUCUUCUGCUCCUCCAAGGCCCGACUCCAGAGCAGCUGUCUCUAGAGUAUAAAACUCUGAUCAGCAGACUGAAAAGGGAGUUUAAGGAAGACUGCAUGACCUGUCUCACAGCAUUCAGAGGCCUUACAGAGCACAUUGAAACUAAGGAGGUCAACACUGACCUCAAGAUACAGGGCCUGGAGGUGCAUCUCGAGCAGAGGAGGAGUGACUGGACCCGCAGUCUGGAGCAGUUGGACCAGUACACAGACUCUUUGGAGAGGGAGCUUCUAAAGAUGGCUAGCAACAUGCGACGUUCUCGUACUGAGAUCUUGCAGCUGUCUGUCAAGGUACAAGAGCAGGAGAAUCAGAAGGAGCAGUUGCAAGAGGAACUUGACCGACUAAAGGCUCCGCUGGACAACAGAGAGGCCAGCAGCCAAACACCGGAUCACCUACAGCAGGUUGUGGAAGAGCUGGAUGGCCCCUCUCUUGAAUGGGAUGAGGAAUAUGUGUUGUCUGAGUCUCCACCUUUACAAGAGCUCGGGCCUGACCAGGAGAUGCUUCAGGAGCUCUGUUGUGAUGAAGAAGAACUACAGGCCCUGAAACAGGAGGAAGAGGGGGAGGUGGAACACACAGAGACUGUGGAGGGCAAGGAGAAGAUAACGGAAAGGGCUGAGGGAGAAGAAACUCUGUUUGUGGGUGAGAGAGGAACGCAGAGGCCUUUUACAUCUCUGAAGGAGGAAGACAGACUCCCAGAGUGCACUGGGCCUGAGGACGCCCACGAGCAGGCUGCUCCUCUGCCUCACACCCACAGUCAGUGUGCUGAUGAUACAUCUGUGAGCUCCGAGACGCCCCAUGAACAGGUGACCUCAGUCAAAGACCUUAUUUCAUCUACUGAACCUUCCUCCCUUGUGACCUCCGAGAUGGUAUCUCCCUCAUCGGGCCAGCCUGAAGUUGGUGAUUCUAAUACAGGAAGGACCCAGCAGCCCAUUGCCACAAACAGAGGAUCUGAGGGAGAGCGUGCGGCCGCCACAGCCGACAUGAGUGACUCGCAGAGACUGAGUGAGGGACAGCUUUCUAAAGUGUCUGCAAAAUCGGACAAGAGUCUCUUGCUGCCAGUAGCAGAGGAAGAGGAGGCCAUGCUAGAGGCGGCGGAGGUGAUAUCAACUGGCGUGAACUCACCAGACAAAGACAAAUCAGACAGCAAAAGGACAGUGGUCACAUCUGAUUCAAACUCAGCAGCCUCAGCUGACUCAUUGAAGGAUCCUUCUGAAAAAGCGAAGGACAUGACCUUUGACCCCACAGUCAGUGAGGGUAAUCUUCCAACAAUCUCUGCUGUGCAAGGCUCCAAGAAGGACCCUCUGACUCUGAGGAACAAGCUCAAGAAGGAAAUGAGCAGUAUGGAAGCCAUUGAGAAGCAAAAAGCUCAGGAGGAUGGCGAGCCUUCAGUGGCCACAGAAAAAGAAGGUGACACAUCUGUCAUCUCUGAAAAUGCCAGCGAUUCCACCAAAGAUGACAAGAACAGCCUGUCACCAAGUGACAAAGAGAUAGAGGCGGAGUUCCACCGGCUCUCUCUGGGAUUCAAAUGUGACGUGUUCACCCUGGAGAAGAGGCUACACCUGGAGGAGCGUUCACGAGAUCUGGCUGAGGAGAAUGUCCGGAAGGAAGUGAACAGUUGUAAAGGUCUGCUGCAGGCCCUGAUUCCACGGUGUGAGGAAGAUAACCAGUCCAUGGAGAUGAUCCAUCGUCUGCAGAAGAACCUGGAAGUCCUCAUCCAAUCCAUGACCAGAGUGUCCAGCCGUUCAGAGAUGCUCGGGGCCAUUCAUCAGGAGACCAGAGUGGGUAAAACGGUGGAGGUGAUGAUUCAACAUGUGGAGAACUUGAGGAGGAUGUACACCAAAGAGCACGCAGAGCUGUUGGAGCUCAGGGAGAACCUCACGCCGAAUGAGAGGUCUUUUGGGUCCCACACUGAGAGGGAUGAUUUGAGAAACAAGAAGCAGUCAACCGCAAACAUUUUCAAAACCACUAGCCGACGCAUCAGUAUAGCUACCAUUCCCCGCAGCAGUGGAGGACAGACCCAUUUUGACAUGCCCAAAGACAUGGCAGAAACUGAGGUAGAGAGACUCUCCCGCCGAUCACCAUGGAACAUGGCAGCCAAGAGGCCACCACUAAAGCGCUUCAUUAGCUCUGGUACUUGGGCCGACAUAGAUGAGCCCACUCUGAUGAAUAGUCCCAGCCCCAGCCCAACAGAUCACGCUCCACCCAGUCUGAUGGAGGGGAGGCCUGCAGUGUCCAGAGGCACCAGGGGUAUCUGGAUUUGGGUGGCCUUGCUUGUAGUUCUAGCUGUUCUACUGGCUUUGUUGGCCAGCCUGAUGUUACAGCCUGCAGUAGAUGCAGCACCUGUGGGCACCGGAGACUCCUGGAUGACCAUCCAGCAGCUUCUGUGGCCCUAUACUGGGCUGAGGCACAACGGCCAGCCCCCUGUGUGACACCAGGGGGUUCGGCAAGGCUGCAGUGGCUGGUCCUGACAUUCAGAAAAAACUCCGGCUACAAGAACUGUAAUGCAACACUG